Messenger RNA from Hirundo rustica (Barn swallow), 1179 nucleotides. It is a transcript of the gene SNAPC2, whose product is annotated as small nuclear RNA activating complex polypeptide 2. The transcript has 5 exons. Gene Ontology annotation, biological process: snRNA transcription. The record is from RefSeq and is a predicted model, not a curated record. Gene Ontology annotation, cellular component: nuclear body. Lineage: Eukaryota; Metazoa; Chordata; Aves; Passeriformes; Hirundinidae. Bases 140 to 928 code for a protein of 262 amino acids. Gene Ontology annotation, molecular function: RNA polymerase II general transcription initiation factor activity.
CCUCCCGCCUCUGGUCCUCCGCGCCGCCAGGGGGCGCCCCGCGCGCGGAGCAGUCGAGUCGCUCGUUGAGGUCGCGCAAAAAAAGCGCGCGAAAGCGACGCGGCCGCCAUCUUGGCGCCCUGAGGGAGGAGCCGCCGCCAUGAAGCCGCCCUGGCGGCACCGCCUGCUCCCGGCGCGUUUCGCGAAGCCUCCGCCGAGCCCCGAGAGGCUCCCGCGCGGAGUGUGGGGGCUUCGGGAGAAGGGAACGCUGCUGGCGGCGCUGCGGGCUCAGGCUCGGCGCGGUCUCCCCGAGCAGCUGCUGCCGGCGGCGCUGAGGCAGAAGCUGCCCCACAGGAGCGAGGAGGAGAUCCAGGCGGUGCUGGUGCGGCUGCGGGGCCGGGUGGCUCGGGAGACCCUGACCUCCAAAUUCCGGAACUUUCUGCACUUCCAGCGCCGGAUCCGCGCCCCCAUCCAGGUGUGGCAGGACCUGGCUGAGACCCUCGGGGGCGGGGCCCUGGAGGGACCCCCCAGCGUCGCCUUCUCCCAGGUGCUGACGGUGGCGGCCACGGAGCCCCUGACCCUGAAGCACUCCGGACCCCCCCCGAAUUCGGGGACCCCCCAGAAUUCGGGAUCAGCCCCAGGUGCCGCAGGUUUGGAGGUGGAUUUUGGGAAAAUCUACGAAUUCCUGGCGCAGAUCAGCGCGGGGGGGGAGGCAGCACCCCUGCCCCCCGCAGAGGCCGCCGUGGUUCUGUCCUUACUGGGAGCGCUGCCGGCCCAACUGGGAGCACUGGGAGCGCUGGGAUCGCUCCGGCACCACUUCCGGGAGCUCUGGGGGUCCCUGAGCGCCCCCCAAAGCCCGGGGGGGCCCCCCCAGAGCCCCGCCCCCUCCCAGUGCCCCCCCCUCAACCCCUUACUGGUGCCACUGGGUUUACUGGGAGGGGUGGCCUGAGGGGGGGGGAACGGGGAGCAAAAUUCCCAAGUUUUUGAGGGGUCCCAGAAUUCCGGGAGGGGCCCGAAAUUCCGGGGUGGGGGGGUCCCCAAAAAAUUCUGAAUUCCUGGGAAUUCCCAAAUUUUUGGGCGGGAGGGGGAAUCCCGAAAUAUCCUGGGAAUCCCCAAAAAUUUUUUGGGGGGAUGGUCCCAAAUUCCCGCUGCUCUUCCCGGGGUUGUGGGAGAGGGCGAGAAAAAAAAUAAAUGUUUGGA